Alternaria metachromatica is the source of this 2508-nucleotide messenger RNA. RefSeq lists its product as uncharacterized. Gene Ontology annotation, molecular function: telomeric repeat DNA binding; protein binding; telomerase RNA binding. The transcript is spliced from 6 exons. NCBI's taxonomy places the organism in Eukaryota, Fungi, Ascomycota, Dothideomycetes, Pleosporales, Pleosporaceae. The record is from RefSeq and is a predicted model, not a curated record. Gene Ontology annotation, biological process: nuclear-transcribed mRNA catabolic process, nonsense-mediated decay. The coding region runs from base 1 to 2508 and encodes 835 amino acids. Gene Ontology annotation, cellular component: telomerase holoenzyme complex.
AUGGCCGCCAACACCGAACAACUCGACAGACGGGCGAAGGCGAUCGAGAAGGACCUGUAUAAGCGCGCUGAUGGCGGCUCUUCGUGCGCCGAAUUAGCUGCGGUACUGCAAGAGUACCGCGCCGCCUGCGAGGCCCUUAUCUUCUCCAACUUCGAAUACGCAUCCGCCCGAGAACUCCAGACGACGCUGUGGAAUGCGCAUCUGAAGGUCAACACCAAAUUCAGGCAGGAACAUAAGCUGCUCAAGCGAUCCAAGGACCAUGUUGUCGAGAUCCGCAAGUUCCAAAAGACCUAUCUGCAGUUUAUCAAGGCCAGCCAGCGCUUCUACCGCCAGUACAUACUGAACCUCGACACUCAGUUCGACGGCAUCCCAGAGCUGCGCAAAAUCGCCCAGAAAUGGAAGGAUGAUACCUCCAAGUCCUCCCCGCGCCAGCGCAUCGCCGCGAACCUGAAAACGCAGGUCCUCAUCUCUUGCCACCAGACGCUCAUCCAACUCGGCGACCUUUCCCGCUACCGCGAGACCGAACUCGUCGAGAAGAACAAGGACCGCAAUUGGGGCCCAGCCAAAGGUUACUACGACCUGGCCGCAGAGAUAUACCCAGAUUCCGGACAUGCGCCGAAUCAACUCGCAGUAAUCGCCCGUGAGGACGGCGACCACUUCCGCUGCGUAUACCACCUCUACCGCUCGCUAGCAAGCAAAGAGCCGUACCCGUCGGCCAAGGCCAACCUCGCGACCGAGUUCAAACGCGUCAUAACUGCAUGGGACAAUGGGCAGCUCAUCAACAACCACAAGUCAGCCGACGGUAAUACCGGUCGGGCUUUGAUUGCUUGGUUCAUCAGACUGCACAGCAAGCUCUACAAGGGCGAGGAAUUCGCGGCGCAUGAUGAAUUGGAAGGCGAGGUGCUCAGCCACUUGGCUAUUGAGCUCAAAGAGCGCCCGUUGGACUCCAUCUUGACCAAGAUCAUUCUCAUCAACAUGUCAGCGGAAUACUUUGCGACGGUGCAGUUGCAGAGCGAAAACCCACCCCCGAACAUUAUGCGCACCUAUUUCUACUACCUUCGUCUGAACGUCAAGACAUUCUUCAUUCUACUACAAGUCCUGCAGCCGGAGUUGGACCGUCUUUCUGAGGGCAACGAUGUGAAGCACCAGAAUGGCGACCGCGCGGCCCACCUAUCCGACAAGAUUACAGCUGUGGCUCGCCGCAUUCUCCCAGGACUUCGUCUAUACAGCACCUGGUUCACGCGCUACUGGAAGGUACUCAACGCCAAUAUCGCCGAUACCUUGAACCCUGUCGACGUCCAAGAGCUCUGGAAAGCCUACGCUGCUACCUUGUCUCUCUUGGCCUCGAGCUUUCCCGUCGAUCAACUCCCCCAGGAAGACUACAUGUUGGAGGAGGAUACGGAUACGAUUGGUUUUGAGCCGCUCAUUUCCCCGGAUACCAUGAAGCUCUGGUAUAAGGGGGAUGUAAUGAAGCAGAAGUGGACUGAGCUGGAGCGCAACCACCCCAACGUCGAGAUGCUCAUGCGAGUGAAGGAUUUGCUGAUCGAUGGUCUGCUCCUCACGCAGAUUGACGAUGCACCACUGGACUUGGCGGGCCCGCGAUUUAUCUACCGAGAAGAAGGAUUACCAUCGGAGCUUCUGGCGAGCCCAACGACCCGGCCUGACGGAUCUCCUGUUCUUUCAGUCCAGGCCACCGAUAUACCUCUGUUCAAGCACACAGAGGCGCCUAUUCCAGACGACCAGAAAUCACACUCCGUUGCAGCAGCUUCAGAAUCUGCAUCCACUACGCUUGCUAAGGACAAUGCGAUGCGCAACAUGGUGGAUGAUCUAGUCGGCGACGAGACCGGACUGGACCCUUUAGUUGAAGAAGACGAGAAUAUCCCACCUACACCACCGGAGCAGACAUUCGACGACACGGCCGUUGUCAAUGACAAUACGUUUGUGCCUGGAGCAUUGUCGAUCAACGACUUGGUCAACUCGGUUAGGAACUACAAGCCCUUGUCUCCUGCUCCCAUGCCAGCAAUGCUUUCCACGCCGAUGGGUAGGUCGGGUUCUACGUCUUCCAUCCGUCAGCCACCAAAUCUACCUUCUGUGCCAGAUGGUCAGUGGAACUCCAACUCCAUCUGGAAUCGUACGCCCGGUCCGGCUUCCCCAUCUAUGCUAAACACCAAUGGCCUUGGCAACGAUCUCCGUCGACCUUCAAUGAAUGAUAAACCCCGGAUGUCUGGUCAUGUGCGAGGGGAUUCAGCGAACUCGCUCCUGAGUGUCGAGACUGGUACUCCAACUGCUACUAGAGCUCCCAGUGGUAUCGGCAGUGGCGCUGCGUGGGGAAAUCACGUCAGCAGCCCCUCGAACUGGGGAUCGCCAUAUGGCAGCGACAUGAACAACAACCACCAGUAUGGAUACGCGAAUGGAGCAAACAUGGCGAGCCCGCUUCUGUUCAGCUCCUACCGGGGCAAUGCCGAGAGCUCCUGGGGGCGAACUCCUCCCAACGGCCAAGGCGGCUGA